AUGGUGGGAGUGGCGCAGCAGCCCCCUGGGCCCCAGCAAGCUAGUGGUGGUUCACGAUGUUCAGUCAACUCUUGUCCGUAUUGUGGACGGGAAUUCAUUAAGACAGGGGACCUGACUCGCCACAUCCGUACUCAUACUGGAGAGAAGCCGUUCCAGUGCCUUCACUGCCCUUAUCGCUCGAGCAGAAAGUCUACACUUAGGAAUCAUGUGGAUGUGGUGGAUCCCGAGGACCGAAGAUGCUUGGACAGUGCGUUGCUGGGAGCUCUGAGUAGUGAACAAGCCACCACACCUACUUGUCCCUUCUGUGGCCGUAUGUUCCGCCAGUCUGGGGUUCUCACAAGACACAUCAGGACUCAUACUGGAGAGAAGCCCUAUAUGUGUCCUCACUGCCCAUACAGAGCUAGCAGGAAAGCUCAUGUGGAGGAACACUGCAAGCGAAAGCACCAGAUGCCACAAGCUGAAGAUCCAUUUAGAUAUAAAAUAGGACCUUGGGACGCCCACAGCCAGUCUUAG
Molecule: messenger RNA, 513 nt
Organism: Homarus americanus (American lobster)
Lineage: Eukaryota; Metazoa; Arthropoda; Malacostraca; Decapoda; Nephropidae
Product: zinc finger protein 572-like
Exons: 2
Coding region: 1-513 (170 amino acids)
Biological process (GO): regulation of transcription by RNA polymerase II
Molecular function (GO): RNA polymerase II cis-regulatory region sequence-specific DNA binding; DNA-binding transcription factor activity
Source: RefSeq, a predicted model, not a curated record